Molecule: messenger RNA, 4189 nt
Organism: Acromyrmex echinatior (Panamanian leafcutter ant)
Lineage: Eukaryota; Metazoa; Arthropoda; Insecta; Hymenoptera; Formicidae
Product: irregular chiasm C-roughest protein
Biological process (GO): cell-cell adhesion
Cellular component (GO): cell-cell junction; plasma membrane
Molecular function (GO): cell adhesion molecule binding
Source: RefSeq, a predicted model, not a curated record
UUGAUUAUACGAGUUAUUACAUGAUGUGGCAAUAUUGAUAUAACUAGAUGUUUAAUUAAUGUAAUACUCGUUUAAAUGAAUAAUGGACCGAUGGGUUCAUUCAUCCGGGGAAUUUCUUCUUAAGUAAAUCAAAAGUAAAAGUUUGUUCCCCCCCCCACUCAAGUUUGUUUCCCACCGUCCCUAUUAGCGAAGAAUGAACUCUCUUCUUAUUACGACAACCAGUUUAAGCUAGUCUCACAUUAUACGCGGACGAGGAAGGGAGUUCAGCUAGUGCGUAUACGUAUAUCCCGAACCGGAUUUGUUCGGUCGUUCGCCCUUCUGUCCGCGGUCCUGCACCUGCUCCGAGUAUGGUCGGUGCAUGAAAAAGCGCAUCCGUACAAUCCGAACGAAUGAACGAACGAACGAACGAACGAACGAGCAAACAAAGAGAGUUCGGUCAGUGUAGUCAAGUGCACUGUAUAGUUUACGUCAGGAUCGUCGAAGCAUUUUUUUUUACACGGCAUCUCUUUUCACGAAUUUAUUUAUUUAUUCUUGCACGCACUCACAUCAGUUUGUCUUGUCUUUCUUUCUUUCUUUCUUUCUUUCUUUUUUUUUUUUUUUUUUUGAGAAAAUAUAGACGUCGAAAAUGGAACAAUAAAGACACCGCAAGACAAAUUUCACCAAACUGAUCACAAACGGGCCAGCGAUACUUGGAUUGCCGCAAAAGUUUCUGUUUCAUGAGCUUCGCUGUCUACCGAGCUUUCCUCCGUAGCCGCUUUCCUUCGUAGCAUCUGAUAUAGGGAGCUGGAAGAUUCAACAGACCGAGUUCAGCAUUACGGAUUAAUAUUCUCUGGAGGAAGCACGUAACCUCGCGCCGUCGGGCUCUCGUUAUUACCGUCUGUGGUGUCGAAUGAGAUGCCUCUCGCGCGAUGCUGCAGCCCUAUAUUCCGAAUUCUCUAGCAAAGUUCCCUGGUGAACGCGAAACUCGCGUGUUCAGAGUACGCGCUUUCCUUUCAUAGUUCUUUCUCCGUGUCUUUUGAUCCGCGUCGUCGUGCAGUCGAGCGAGAAUCGUACGUACUCGUAAUUUAUUCUCACAGCCAAGUAAAUUAAUUAUUUGCAUGCCAACGCUCAUAUUUGACGAGUGGACCCUCUAGUGGUGCGUUCGGUAGAAUAAUGUUGGUGUGAGAGUGGGAAAGGCUCCCGACACGGUGCAGUGGUGACGUAUCCAGGUUCGUCGGAUGGAUCGGGGAUACGUCUUUAGAGAUUGUGCCGGCUCUGUCCGCUCGUGAUCUCCGACGGGAAACAGACGAGAGCGUACGCGUAGAUCCCGUGGCCCGCCGUACUCUGUAUCCUCCCGUAUAUAUGCCAAGUGUGUGCGACGUGUAACACGUGUGACAGUUACCCUUUACCCGUGGGAUACCACUGCGGAUUAUACGUUUUCUUCGACCGCAAAGGGUGGUCGGAGGCGCCGUGUGCCGGAUUACACAUAUACGUACAUACACACACAUACAUACACACGUACCCCAGUGGUUCUCUCUCCUUGGUGCACGUUACGGCGGAUUCAUCCCUAAAGGAUAUGUCGCUAUAGUGCUCACACCGAUCGCAGCUACGAUGGCCGGAUACUCCAGUGCGCUCAAUACGGAUUUCGCUCCGGAAUCAGCGCGGAGGAUGCAACGAUCUGCGAUCGAUGCUAUCGGGAAUGCCAGGGAAUCCUCCGUAUACGCGAUUACGAGGAACGAGAGCAGAAGAAUCGGGCGAAGAACAGUAUCGUUAAUAAUUUGCCUCUCGUUGCUGAUGACAAUGGAGGCGAAGACAGUGGCAGCUAUGAACGUGACAAACGCAUCGUCCGUGGUAGUGUCGACGCUGAAACCGUUUAUAACGACGGAAGUAGUUUAUCAGCGAUUCGCCAUCGAGCCGAUGGAUCAAACCGCGGUGAUUGGCAGCCGAGUGACGCUUCCAUGCCGAGUUCUCGAUCAAAAGGGGCCCAUUCAAUGGACCAAGGACGACUUUGGCCUAGGAGCUGUUAGGAAUCUCACCGGAUAUGAGCGAUACGCCAUGAUCGGUAGCGAUGAAGAAGGUGAUUUUUCGCUGCACAUAUAUCCGGUGGAACUCGAGGACGACGGCACGUAUCAAUGUCAGGCUUCGCCGACAAACGACGGACAGCCGGCUUUACGAUCGAGAUUUGCCAAGCUGAGCGUGCUAGUACCACCGCAAAAGCCGAAGAUCUUACAGGGUGACUUCCUCGUCACCACCGAAGAUCGCGAGCUGGUGAUCGAAUGUAUAAGCAGCGCCGGAAAACCACCGGCAGAGAUCACGUGGAUCGAUGGACUGGGCAACGUGCUACGCCAUGGCAUCAAAACCACGAAGGAAGCGUACGAUAACGGUCCGCUGAUUACUGUAAAGUCCGUCCUGAGAGUGAUGCCGCGAAAGGAUCACGACAACACGACUUUCACGUGCCAAAGUCAAAAUAUGGCGGAUCGUUCGCCGCAAAGCGCCAAACUUCGCGUCGAGGUACGUUACGCACCAAAGGUGUCCCUCUCGAAGAUCGAUCGCAUCGUCGAAGGUUCCGAGCUUAGGUUCAAGUGUUGCGCCGAGGCCAAUCCACCUGAUGUAGAAUACAGGUGGUUUAUCAACAAAAAAAAGGUGAUCGGAGACUACACCACGGAGAUGAUUAUUCACAAUGCUACCCGUGAGUUGCACGACGCGACCGUAAAGUGCGAGGUUUCGAAUGAAGUCGGUAAAAGCGAGGAGAGCCAAACCCUGGAUAUAAGAUACGGCCCGCAGUUUCGGCACCCGCCGCUCUCCGUGGAAACACAUUAUGGCGCCACGGAGAUCCUGCAGUGCGACGUAGACGGGAAUCCAAUGGCCGAGAUCGAGUGGUACCACGAGGAUUCGGACCGAAUGGUCGCCAACAGUCCGAACAUAAGCGUCGUUGUGAGCUCCGACACUGCCGGCCGUUACUACUGCAAGGCCCGUGUGCACGGCUUUCCGGAAUUAACUGGCCAUGCCAACAUCUACAUUCGCGCGCCGCCCAGCAUAGUGUCGCAAAGGAUCCAAUAUGUGCCUGACGAAGGAGUGGUCAAGGUUAAGUGCACCGCGAUAUCCGUGCCAAAAGCGGAAUCGGUGGUAUGGAGCUUCGCCGGUCGCGAGCUCAAUUUCACGUCGAACAAUACGCCGUUCUACGUGCAAGAGGAAUACGCGGCCGAGAGGGUAGUCAGCACUGUCACCCUACUGGAUCCCAUAUCGACGUACUUUGGGGAUUACAACUGCACGGUUACGAACAGCUUCGGCACGGAUUCUGUCAUCAUCAAACUGACAGCACACACGUUGAUUCCAGUCGAUUGGCAACUGAUCUUGAUCAUCGCCGGGCUGGUUGUCUGCGUGAUCCUAAUUGGCAUAAUAGUCAUACUCAUUCUACAAUGUCGCGAUCGUAUUAAGCAGCCACGACCGCGUACGGCGCAGAAUCAAGAGACUGAUUUGCAGGAAACGGAUUCUAAUGCCGAUCGAUACAGAGAAAGCGAUAGGAGCAGCAACCUCUCGGAUGUCAAAGCGGACAUCAGAGCGGGAUCCAGUGUCAGCAACGCGGAAAGUGUCACAGCCCUUGACAGUGAAGGCGAAGGAAGUACUAGAGGAGUAAACGCUUUGGCGCUUGCUGGACCAGUGCCGAAUCCAUUAUCCGGUUAUCGUUACAGCGCUGAUUAUACUGAGCCUUCCUUCCCGCCGAAGAAUAACGAUGGCAGUAACAACAACGGUUACGUGCCAUACGUUGACUAUACUCGCGAUUAUAUGCCACCAACGACACAGAGCAUGGGCGCUUCGCGAGAGUCCUUGAGCAGGAUAUCCACGAGUGGUAUCUUAUCAUCGAAAAAAAUCGGACUCAGCUCGGCCAACCUGGGUAGCUCGACUCCACAGACAACGCCGAUCGAUCCGCGAUUUUCUGCGACAUAUGGCAAUCCCUAUCUCAGAAUGUCAGCGGCCGAGCAGCUACGACACGCGCCGCACACAGCCGUGCCGGGAGUCACGCCGGCACCACCACCGUACACGCAGGCAAUGAGAAUGAAUAGCUUGAAUACCUUGAACGGCGCUGGCCCUCAGGCUCCAUUGUCAGCGCAUUAUAUUACCGGCGGUCCAAACGGGGCCAUGGCGACGGUGAAGCGCACAUCCGCGGUGGGCACGUUAGCGACGCACGUAUGAGGCCAGGGGAUCUAUC